AUAUCAUUUUUGCUUAUUUAAAAAUGAAGAUUUCCAUCAAUUACUCUUUUUUUAUAUCUCGAUCUUGGGCUGAAGCUAUGGCACAAAGUAAUUGGGAAGCUUACAAGAUGAUUGACGUUUAUAUAUAAUUUGGUGAGGAAAAAACUUCAUAAUACUGCAAAAUCGUAACCUGAUGAGCUGGUAAUUGUAUGACUUUCUUGACCAGAGUAACAAUAUGAGAAACAAGAAUAUUAAACCAUCGGAUGUUCGAUGGUCAUCAUCAUUAUUUUAAGAUGGCUACAUUUCACAUUCUCUUUUGUUAAUUCACAUCAUAAUUGGUACAAUGAAAUGAGGCAGAAUUUCAAUCGAAUACAUUGCUGGAGGUAAAUUCAACAUCUUCUUGCACUAUUAUUCUAUAUUUGUUUAGGUAUAUUAGAAGAAUUUGUGAUAUCUUCUUGAUUUGGUUUCGUUUUUUCAGGUGCCCAGGUAAACGACUGUUAAACCUUAUCCUCAUAACUAUUUCUAAAUGUUAGUACCUUUUGUUUCUUAACCUUACAAUUUAUUUGAUUAUUGCAGUGGAUGCUUCAAACUCUUUAGGCAACCAAUUACAUGGGAUCCAUUGGAAAGGACAAAUAAGGAGAUGCAAUGAAGGAUGCUAUCGCAGCUGGUGUCAAUGUCCACUAUUUUGGAGAUGAGUCAAAACCUACCGGAACUUGCGGUGUCUGUGUUCUUGGUGGAGAAAGGUCGCUCAUUGCAAAUCUUUCUGCUGCAAACUGCUACAAGGUUGAACACUUGCAUAAGCAUGAGUACUGGGAUCUAGUUGGGAAUGCUUUGUUCUACUACAUUGAUGGAUUCUUCAUCAUAGUAUCACCAUAAUCCAUUCAGUUGGUAUGUGAACAUGCAGCUGCUAACAACAAGCUAAGAAGACAUGAUCCUUUAUGAGAACCAGACAUGUCAUAUUUUGUAAUGUCUUCUCUUUCAUCAGAUUUCAACACAUUUCUCUACUGUUUCUCCCUAACAUAGCAAGAAUCAAGGUUUACUAACAUCUGAAAUAUCUAUCAACUCUCGAUUAGUACAUGAUUUUUUCUAUU
Messenger RNA from Camelina sativa (false flax), 1070 nucleotides. NCBI's taxonomy places the organism in Eukaryota, Viridiplantae, Streptophyta, Magnoliopsida, Brassicales, Brassicaceae. The record is from RefSeq and is a predicted model, not a curated record.